CAUGUGGCCAAAUUACGAUAAGACCUCUCCCACAAGCUUCCAUGGCCGUCUCCUUAGGGCUUUGAUCACUCCCCACAGACCGMCGUCUUCUUCGUCUUUUUCUCCGUCACUCCAAGUCGUCGUUAUAUUCUCCUYCUUUCUUUCAUAACUACCCUAUAAGCAACCACAAGGUAAAGAAAGGAGGGGGAAUAUCGAAGGACCUUGGUUUGACUGAAGUAUGAAGAAUUUGACUAGCAUAGGCAACCUGGAAAUUUUAGAUAGUUGAAGGAUGGCAUGAUUAUUCUCUUACUAAUCAUAAGAGUAUAUGUACUUGAAGAAUUGAAGUUAUGAGAUCAUACCUUGGAUCCUGUGCUAUUGCUUGUUCUUAUCUUGGUAAACCAGCGAAAAGGCAAGAUGCCAUCUAAUUAUUUUUCAAGACUGAGAGGUUCAUUCAGACAGGGGAUCCAACGAUCCUAUGUUGUUUUAGAAGGUAGCUUCCUGGACUCAUUGGAAGUUCUACCUGUCAAUGGGAAAUUGUUGUUUGACAAGCCGGCGUUCUACUACAGAACAUUUGCAGCAUUUAGUGACCUAAAUAUUCUAUUUCAACGUGGUACUCCUGUUGCUGCUCAAUCAAAUAUACAGUCGGCUAGUAAAAAAAAGAACCUUUCGGUUGUUGGAGCUGUUUCACGGACAUUAUCAAUCCCAUCUGUGUCAGGGCCACCAUUUCAAGUUUGUGGGUAUCACGUYGAUAAUUUGCUGGCUGGGCGUAGUCGUUUCCCUCUUGGGAUUGGUAGUCAUAAGGUGCCUAUGUCUCUAUCCGGCUCUAAUGCUUUACUUGGGAGAUAUUCUCUGAAUAACUUAACUCCCAGGCGUGGGCAGCUCAUGGUAUCGAUCGACAAUUCUAAUAUUUCCUUCUGUAGAAGUUUCCAAAGUGGCUGCAAGAUUAGYAUGAGUUUGAGAAAUAAGGAACAUCCAGAUAGUUUCUUCCCGUAUGGAUACUUCUUAUGGCAUGUUGCAAAGACAAGUGGUAACUGGAAUCCAUUUGUAGGUUCUGAAUGGAAGGGCUUCCACAUCUCAUCACCAGCAUGUUUUUCUGCAUGUACAGCCCCUAAUGCGUCCYUUGACAACUCUGUAUGUGAUGAUCACCUUACAACUCCUGCAGACUCUAAUGAUAGGUCAAGCCUAGCGAAUAGAUCACUCAAGCUGCUUUCAGGAUCAUGUAGCUUACCCCAUCCUGAAAAGGAGGAAACUGGUGGUGAGGAUGCUCACUUUAUUUGUUCAGACAAAAAAGCUAUAGGUGUUGCUGAUGGUGUAGGUGGAUGGGCUGAACUCGGUAUUGAUGCUGGGAUAUAUGCACGAGAACUUAUGUCUAAUUCGUUAAGCGCAGUACUAGAUGAACCUACGGGUUCUACUGAUCCAGCCAGGGUAUUGGAAAAAGCUCAUUCAAGCACUAAAGCCAAAGGAUCUUCAACUGCAUGCAUUAUUGCACUCACUGAUCAGGGUCUCAGUGCCAUUAAUUUAGGUGACAGUGGGUUCAUGGUGGUUAGAGAUGGAUGUACUAUUUUUCGUUCUCCUGCACAGCAGCACAAUUUCAAUUUCACAUAUCAAUUGGAGAAUGGUAGAAAYGGCGAUUUACCCAGCUCUGGUCAGGUAUUCACACUUCCUGUUGCUCCAGGAGACGUGAUAGUAGCAGGGACUGAUGGACUGUUUGAUAAUUUGUACAACAAUGAUAUUACGGCAGUGGUGGUUCAUGCRGUGAGAGCCGGGUUGGGGCCUCAGGUGAUGGCUCAAAAGUUAGCAGCUUUGGCACAGCAGAGGGCACACGAAAAGGACAGGCAGACACCUUUCUCCGCUGCUGCCCAGGAAGCAGGRUUCCGUUAUUAUGGUGGCAAGCUUGAUGAUAUCACUGUUGUCGUCUCCUAUAUUACCACUUCCAAAGAGGACGAGUCUUCAUCGUCCAGCCCUACGUAGUYGAUUGAGCAGCGAAGAUCUAUGAUGCUGGUAAUCGAACGAACUCCCUUUUUAUGGCCAAAUAUUUUGUAAUGAGUUAUGAUGGAUAUCAGAAAUGUAUAUAUAAUUUACCAUAUUGUGUUAUGUUGUUGAGGGAUAGCAUAAUAAAGUGUAGGGUUAGGGAGUCUGAUCUUUAUACCAAGUGUUUGGAUGUUUUAACUCAUCUUGAAAGCUAUUUUGGUAAUAAAGGGAGGWAGAUGAGAAGGUGAAGGCUUCUCUUUUCUC
Messenger RNA from Cynara cardunculus var. scolymus (artichoke), 2214 nucleotides. Its product is annotated as probable protein phosphatase 2C 55. Bases 394 to 1950 code for a protein of 518 amino acids. Lineage: Eukaryota; Viridiplantae; Streptophyta; Magnoliopsida; Asterales; Asteraceae. The record is from RefSeq and is a predicted model, not a curated record. The transcript has 7 exons.